AUCUUUUCCACCAUCAAUAGGCCAAACUAUGUCCUCGAUGUCUUUUCCGUCCAACUAAACCACAUCACUGCCGCCACUAAGGACCGCCUUACUGAUGGCUGCUCCAUCAACUUCAACACCCAAUUUGUUGAUGAAGACCAAUCUGUUGUCUUCGUCUCUGAAAGAUCAAGAUCGCCUCGAAUCUAUCUCACUCGCCUUGGCCUACCCAAUCCCAACUCAAGAGUUGCCCGAUUGCCAAUUCCAAAGCUGGGUAGCUCUUCACUCAACCGAAAUCGGUGAUAAGGACAAGAAAAUUACGCGGUUGACCCCUUACGGAGCUGUCGAUUACAGCCUUGCAGUUUCCAAGUUUGGGAAAUUUCUUGCCAUCGCAUCUUAUGGGUCUCGCUCGUGGGGCGGUGGAUUUCACGAGCUCAACACGGAUAUAGUUGUUUUCCCAGAAUCCGACUCAAGGAUGAUGACGAUGAUUCGAGUGAUGGCGAGGAUGAUGAAUCAAACGCUGAGAGUGAUUUGUCUAACGAUCCGUUGGCUGAGGUUGAUUCGGACGAUGGAGGCUUCAUCGCCGUAGGUGAAAGCAGAGAGUGUAGACGAAAUUCAUUUUUGAAAUUGAAAUUCAUGGGUUAUAAGGUGAAAUUGAAAUAUAUGAAAUUUAUACUU
Messenger RNA from Rubroshorea leprosula, 654 nucleotides. The record is from the annotation of a GenBank genome assembly. Lineage: Eukaryota; Viridiplantae; Streptophyta; Magnoliopsida; Malvales; Dipterocarpaceae.